This is a messenger RNA of Pseudogymnoascus verrucosus, 586 nucleotides long. It is a transcript of the gene RPL30, whose product is annotated as 60S ribosomal protein L30. The transcript has 3 exons. Gene Ontology annotation, molecular function: structural constituent of ribosome; RNA binding. Lineage: Eukaryota; Fungi; Ascomycota; Leotiomycetes; Thelebolales; Thelebolaceae. Gene Ontology annotation, cellular component: cytosolic large ribosomal subunit. The coding region runs from base 106 to 435 and encodes 109 amino acids. The record is from RefSeq and is a predicted model, not a curated record.
CACGCAAAAUAAUAAUAAUUGCGACGAAAUCCCACGAACUUUCUUCCAACAACCGCCAAUCGCCAACCAACAACCACUCUACCUUCAACCCUUCUAAUCCUCGAAAUGGCUCCCUCCCGUAAGGAUAAGAAGUCCGGCGACACCAUCAACUCGCGCCUCGCGCUUGUGAUGAAGUCCGGCAAGGUCGUCCUCGGCUACAAGUCCUCCCUCAAGCAGCUCCGCAUGGGCAAGGCCAAGCUGGUUCUCAUCUCCGGCAACACCCCUCCCCUCCGCAAGUCCGAGCUCGAGUACUACGCCAUGCUCUCCAAGAGCCCCGUCCACCACUUCAACGGCAACAACCUGGAGCUCGGUACCGCUUGCGGUAAGAUGUUCCGCGUUGGCACCAUGGUCGUCCUCGACGGCGGUGACUCCGAUAUCCUGAGCCAGGUCGCUUAAGCGAUCGGAGUCUCUGUUGGUGGUUUUGGGUGGUCACUAGGCGUCAUUUUGAUGAACGGUCAACUGGAGAAAUUAACUUGAGCGACAGAAGUGUGGAGGGUACAUUUAGUCCCUUUAUAUAUACCCAUCAAUGCCAAUAGCGUCCCACCCA